AUGAUCACGAGUUUCGAUCAUUUGGAUGGACGAGGCGGCGGAGGGAGUAGGAGUGGGAGCGGGUGCCGGACACGAGGGAGGAGGCGAGGGGGCGCCACGCGUCGUGGUUACAGCUACGAGGAGGAGGAGGAGAUCGAGGAGGAUACAUCGAGGCAAGCUCAGCAUAGGGUGAGCGGCCCGGGCGGCAAUGCGGAUGAGCAGGAGGGCUCGAGCUCGGAAUCGAGCUCCGGCUCGAGCUCGAGCGAUGAGUCCAUCGAGCACGACGGCGAGGGUUUAGGGUUACAUCCAGGUAGGACUAAGCGUACGGAGAAGCACGGAGUGGCGCUCGGGGAGCGGGUGGACGAGCAACAGGCGACGGGGGACGAUUGGGAUGUCGAAGAGCAGGAGGGCGGAGCGGCUAGGCAGGAUUUUGGGACAGGAGUGCAGCAGAAGGAGGGAGGGGUGGCUGCGCAUGAGGGUGGGGUCGGAGGGCAGCAGCAGGAGGGCGUGGUGGCUGCGCAGGAGGGUGGAGCGGGAGGGCAGGAGCAGGAGGGCGGGGAGGCUGCGCAGGAGCCACCGCACGGCACGGCCAGUGGCAGCGGACAGGCGGGCCCUUCGACGGCAGGCCAUUCGACGUCGGCCAUUGCAUCCGGAGGCCAGGUCGUCGAGCUACUGCAGAGGGUCGCGGAGGUCGAGGCGUCGCAGAAGAAGCUCGUCGCCGACGUAUUUGCAAAGCACAGUGAGCAAGCCGCUCUUUUCAACAAGCUUGCUGGGGAUUUUCGGACGGCCUGGAAUAUGAUUUCGGAGUUGUCGAAGAGCAUGCUGAAGCAGUGCGGCGAUGCCGUAAACGGUGUCAUGGAGGAGAGGAAGCUGUUGGAAGGGGCACGCUCGAAGCUCGACGAGAUGAGCGGGAAAAUCAUCGAGGGGGUGGCAGCCGCUAUCACAAAAGCGAGCGAGGACGCAGUCGAGAAGUAG
Messenger RNA from Closterium sp. Naga37s-1, 954 nucleotides. The record is from the annotation of a GenBank genome assembly. NCBI's taxonomy places the organism in Eukaryota, Viridiplantae, Streptophyta, Zygnematophyceae, Desmidiales, Closteriaceae.